AUGGCCACUAUCCUUAAGGCAUUGAAAGAGCAAGAAGUUAUUCCAGACGUGAUUAAGAAUGAGCAAUUCCAACCCGUCGGUGAGUUUGCCAUCAAAUACACUACCGAAGAAUCAAAAGUUUUGAAUGCUCAAUUGGGUAGUUAUCUUACUCCAUUGGAAGCCAAGUCCAAGCCAACUACUAUCAAUGUUAAAUUCUUUGAUGAAAGCUUAGACUUGGAACACGACAGAUUCACCUUCGUGAUGACAGAUCCUGAUGCUCCUUCUAGAACUGAUAAAACAUACAGUGAAUAUUGUCAUUACGUGGAAACUGAUAUCGAUUUGUCUAAGGCAGAUGCGGAAGGCUGGAGACCAAUCGGCAAUGGUAAAGUCGUGUCUUCUUAUAUUGGUCCUGGCCCACCACCAAAGACAGGCAAGCAUAGAUACGUCUUCUUGCUAUACAAACAACCAAGAGACUUGACAAAAUUCACUGAAGUUAAAGGUCAGUUUAACUGGGGAUAUGGUAUCCCAGGUGUUGGUGCUAAUAAAUGGGCCAGCGAAAACAAGUUGGACUUGGUGGCUGCAGAUUUUUUCUUCUCUGAAAACACCGAUUAA
Molecule: messenger RNA, 591 nt
Organism: Naumovozyma dairenensis CBS 421
Lineage: Eukaryota; Fungi; Ascomycota; Saccharomycetes; Saccharomycetales; Saccharomycetaceae
Product: YbhB/YbcL family Raf kinase inhibitor-like protein
Exons: 1
Coding region: 1-591 (196 amino acids)
Biological process (GO): regulation of proteolysis; regulation of Ras protein signal transduction
Molecular function (GO): peptidase inhibitor activity; phospholipid binding
Source: RefSeq, a predicted model, not a curated record